This is a messenger RNA of Nicotiana attenuata, 1462 nucleotides long. RefSeq names its product protein POLAR LOCALIZATION DURING ASYMMETRIC DIVISION AND REDISTRIBUTION-like. Lineage: Eukaryota; Viridiplantae; Streptophyta; Magnoliopsida; Solanales; Solanaceae. Bases 246 to 1262 code for a protein of 338 amino acids. The record is from RefSeq and is a predicted model, not a curated record. Gene Ontology annotation, biological process: asymmetric cell division. The transcript has 3 exons.
UUGAAUCAUUACCAAAUUUAAUGUCAUUAAUGUUGUUUCGGUUUCUUCAAUGAGAUAGGCUCAUAAAUUAGGACAUGAAGAAACCCGUGAACCUUUCUCUUUCAAAUAUUUCCCUCCUCAAUUCUUAGUAGUAUUUCUAUUUCGAAAACUCAAACAAGGAGGAAUAAGAAAUCAAAUCGUGAGUUAAGUCUGUUGGCCAUAAAACAGUAAGUAUUGAGGGGAAAUAAGUUUUAACUAAGAUCGUAAUGGGUAGUAGUGAUGAUUAUUGUAGCAUUUCUAUAAUCACAGCAAGGGCUUGUACAGAAAUUAGGAAAAGAAGAUCUGCAGAAACAACGUGUACCAGGAGCUUUACUACUUGUAUAUCGCCAAGGUGGAUUUUGUCGAGGUGGUUUGAGACAAAAAAAGGUGCCGAAAAAGUGAAGGAGCAACAGCUUCAGUAUGGUAGCAGAAAAAAGGAGAAGAAGAUUAAUAGGAAGAAGAAGGAUUAUCUUACGAGAUUAGAUAGGGAGUCUUCAUCGCCAUCUACGGCAUUGGAAGGAGGAGACAAGAAAGCAGACUCUUUGAACCUAGGCAUUGGAUUUGGUCUAAUCUAUCUGUUUAAUGCUACCAAAAAUGAGCUGAACAAAAUUGUUGAGAUUCGUAGAGAAAUGGAAAUCCUGCUUCAUAAUUCCAAGAUGGAAUUCCAAAACCAAGGAAGAAUCAGAAGAAAUCUUUCUGAUUCAAGAGCCAAAAUCUCACACCACGAUUCACAUUGUGUUGAACAAUUCGCAUACUCUACUGAUAUAGAACAAGAAUCAGAAAUCACUUGCAGCCAUGAUCACACAGCUUUCAACUGCAAAUCAAUGAAAGGAAAUGAGAGGAAUUUGGAAUUGAACCAACUUGAAGCAGAACUUGAAGUUGAAUUAGAACGUUUGCAAUUUCAUUCAGAUUCAGAAGUCAUGUUGAAAUAUCCAACACAAGAGAAUGCUGAGAUUAUGGAUAGCUCAGAAGGAAGCCUUAGCACAAGCUUUACAGAAGUAUACAACCCUAAUGCCUGUGUAACAAUUGAAAACUGUGGAGUUCCAGCAGAAGAAUUAAACAGGAAGCUACAUGAGCUUCUACAGACAAGGCAAGAAGAAAGGAUCAAAGAACUGGAGUCAGCUUUAGAAUCCACCAUGCAAAAGCUUGAAGAAAAAGAAAAAGAGAUCGGUUGGUGGAGAGAUACUGCUAAGGUCAUCUCUCAACAAGUUCCUAGUCGUCGAUCACUUGCUACAAUAGAUUAAACGACACACCAACCUUGAAGGAAUUUGUCCAAAGUUUUUUUGGAUCGAAAGAAAGAAAAAGAAGAAGAAAAAACCUUUUACAUGGCCGGAUACCAUUUCGUGUAAAAGAAGGUGAAGGGAAAUAAACCACAGCUUCAUAUAUCAAACACUAAAGUUUAGUUUGAAAUAACAAGAGGAAUGGAUGCCUUCAUUUUGUUUGA